Molecule: messenger RNA, 378 nt
Organism: Rotaria sp. Silwood2
Lineage: Eukaryota; Metazoa; Rotifera; Eurotatoria; Philodinida; Philodinidae
Source: the annotation of a GenBank genome assembly
GGGGGGGUGGUGCGAGGGGGUUUUUUUCCUCGUCGGGGGGGGGGGGGGGGGGGGGGGGGGGGCGGGGUGCAAAAUUUCUACUCUAUACACUUCAACACUCCUUUCAGAUCGUGUUUCACAAAAUGUAUAAAAUCAGAAAAUGAACAUGAAAAUGAAAAUUUCUCAAUCGUCGAAUAUCAUCAUCUUACUGAACUUGGUCUUAUUCAAACUCAUGAAGAUUAUGUUGAAGAAUUUUUACUUGAUAUAAAAACACGUUUGCCAAAUGGUGUUCAUCUUCGUAUUGAUUAUCAACUAUUAAAAAAAGUGACAGACAAUUUUCAAAGAGAUGCAAUAAGAAUUAAUUGUUCAAAAAUAAAUUAUUUCUAUCAGACUUAUUAA